CUGAAAACCAGCAGAGUCUGAAUGAAGUCUUGGUUGAGGAAGACUUAAGGGAAAGUGAGGUGUGUGGACAGAGGCAGAUACAAUGUGUGAUACCGACGAGAUGACCAUCAAUCUUCUCUUGGUUGGAAGGACCCAAAGUGGCAAAAGUGCUGCUGGGAAUAGCCUUCUGGGCAGCUUUGACUUUGACAGCCAUCUAUCCCCAAGCUCCGUGACCACAUGCUGCCGUCUCGGAUGCAGCUGCCGCAUCUCAGCCUUCACACGCCGAAAUAGCCAUGAGCUAGCCCUGCGGGUUCACGUGAUGGACACACCAGGGUAUCCUCACAGCAGCCUGAGCAAAGAAGAGGUGCAGCAAGCGAUGAGGGCAGCUCUGGCUCAGCACUUUGGAGAUGAGGGCCUUCACCUAGCACUCUUGGUCCUGAGAGCUGACUUGCCUCUUUGUGAGGAAGAAAGUCACACGAUUCAGUUAGUCCAGGAACUUCUGGGUCCCACAUGGAAAAACUUCACUGCAAUCCUAUUUACGCAUGCAGACAAGGUAGAAGAGGCAGGAUUAACUGGAGACGAAUACUUGCAUAUUGCCUCUGAUACCCUGUUAAACCUUUUGAGCUCAAUACAACAGAGAUACAUUUUUGUAGACAACCAGGCAAACACACUCCAACAGGAAAGAAAAACAAUCUUAAGAAAAAUCAUGGAAUUUAUAAGACAAAAUAGUUACCAGGUGCUUCUAGUUAAAUAAAUUGAUGGUGACAAACACAAAUUACCUCUCAGGUACUCAUUUACUGACAGCCA
Trachemys scripta elegans is the source of this 786-nucleotide messenger RNA. It is a transcript of the gene GIMD1, whose product is annotated as GIMAP family P-loop NTPase domain containing 1. The transcript is spliced from 3 exons. The coding region runs from base 83 to 733 and encodes 216 amino acids. The record is from RefSeq and is a predicted model, not a curated record. Gene Ontology annotation, molecular function: GTP binding. NCBI's taxonomy places the organism in Eukaryota, Metazoa, Chordata, Testudines, Emydidae.